CCGAACAUGACUAGGUGUUGUCCUUAUAAUAAGCAAGAAAAGUCCUCAUGAAGUCUGGAUCCGGCCGGAUCUGCAGGCCGGAAACAUCGUCCUGGGAUGAUUUUGUGUAUAGAAGAUUGUUAUUUUGCAUUUGCGUGCAUUAUUUAUUGUGUGUUCAGAUGUUCUGAUGGUCUUGAAUAUGGUAUUUGAUGGGUUAUCAACAGUGGGAACCGAUCGGAUUGCGUUACUAAGGUUAAUGUUGGUUGCCGAAAGUGGUUUCUGAUCGGUUCCUUUCCGGUAGCUUCCGGUCGGAUGUCGACAGUAGGAUCCGAUAGGACUGCCAAUACCAGGGAUUCCGUCACAUUUCCGCAACCGGUUUUCCGGGUAAAUCCGAUAGGAUCCGGCCGAAUUUCGUAGGAAUCCGAUAGGAUCCGAGACGAAACCUAUCAGAUCCAACUAUCAGAUUGCUCGACCUGGGUAGAUAAUUAAAAUCUCUAUUUAGCGAGAUGAGAACCAAAAUUUAAAAUACUUUUCAAAUCCGUCGAAAAUAGAAAAUAGAGUAGGUCAUUAAUCAUGGGGCAUCCAUUAUAAUUGUAUAAAUCUUUAAAAGUCAAACACCUCCACUAAGAAUACUUUGAGCUAAAUGCUAGAAAAAAGCACUUUUAAACCUUAUAUAUAAAAGUCAAUAUUUUCUCAAACUAAGAUGGCCUGAAAGAUCACAGAGUGGAAAAAGAAUCACUCGUAUGUGACUGUAUGACAGUAUCAAAGAGUUUUCAAAUUCAUGAGUUGUCGAAAAUCAUUUUAUAUUUUGAAAAUUUCAUCUGCUCGUAGACACGAUUUGAAUUUUUGUUAUUUCGAUUGACAUCACUAAGUAUAACGUCAAAUUGUUGGAUGAAAUCGUUCUAAUUUAUACAUAUAUAAUGUUUAUUGACAAGUCAAUUACUGUUAAUGAAUGGGUAAUGGAAUUAGAUUCAAUGUACUCAACCUUAUCAACAUCAAAAAGAAAUAAAAUGGUACAUUACGUGAUAUAUGAUUGUUUUGCAGCAACAUAUUUAAUUCGACCUGUUACAUUAUAUUGGACAUUUCAACAGGCAAAAAAAAAUUAAUAUUCUUGAUUCAUUUCAGGCAUUGCCAUCAUCAUCACGAGCGAAUAACAACCCAACAAAUACAAAUAUUAAUCAACAAAUAAUUAAGAAUAUUAAUGAUGAUAUUGAAUUAAUCUCCGAUGAUGAUGAUGAAAUAACAGUUAAUCAAUGUAUUAAAAUUACUAUUAAUAAUGAUAUGUUAUAUGAAGAAAUUUCAAAUGAUAAUAAUGAAUUAAAUAAAACAUUGUCACUAAAUCAUAAUGAAUCAUUAUAUGAAGCAAUAUCAGAUGAUGAUAAUGAACCAAAUCCAGCAUUAUCACCAAAUGAUAAUGAUUUACAUGUCAACAACCAUGAUAUGGUUGAUAGUGUCAGCGAUUAUGAACAACAAUAA
This is a messenger RNA of Rotaria sordida, 1455 nucleotides long. The record is from the annotation of a GenBank genome assembly. Lineage: Eukaryota; Metazoa; Rotifera; Eurotatoria; Philodinida; Philodinidae.